Messenger RNA from Harmonia axyridis, 2941 nucleotides. It is a transcript of the gene MED24, whose product is annotated as mediator of RNA polymerase II transcription subunit 24. The transcript has 7 exons. The record is from RefSeq and is a predicted model, not a curated record. Lineage: Eukaryota; Metazoa; Arthropoda; Insecta; Coleoptera; Coccinellidae. Gene Ontology annotation, cellular component: mediator complex. Bases 120 to 2858 code for a protein of 912 amino acids. Gene Ontology annotation, molecular function: transcription coregulator activity.
GUCAAAAUAAGUUUUUUUUUUCAAAACAAACAGUUGUUGUAACCUAGUUUUAUUAAUUUAACUACAAAAAUUCUGGAAACUUGUGUUUAUAUCCAAAUUCAUCAUUCACUUUAAUAAAAAUGGUUAUGGAAUCUAAAACAACUAGUAAAACAAGCUGUUUAAAGGCUUUGUUGCUUCGUGCUUGGAGAGAAAGAUGGUCAGAUCUCCAAUGGGGUAUAAAUAUUAAAACAGUACUUCCUCGAGGAGUUAGUGGUGAUGUAUAUAAUUUGGCAGAUUGUAUACUGCAGCAGGCCCUUGUUGGAGCAGGUGCAAACCAAUUAGUUCUAAGUUAUCUUCGUCAUUCUCUGAGUGCUCAGUUAGUAUCUCAUGCUGCUGUAUUACAAAGAUUGAGUAAAUACAAUCAAUUCAGUAAAAUAUUCUGUGUAUGCAGUUUAUUAGAGUUCCUGGAAAAAAUGAUUCCUGGGGUAACUUGUUGCAGUAAAUUAGAAGAAACUGAGCUUGCUACUGCCAUUCUUUCUACAGCCUCUUGGUUGUUGAAUAUUAUACAUAACUGUAGAGGACCAUCAGAUUUGAAUCAGAGAGCCACUAUUUUGGCAUCUUCUAUCUUGAAAACUAUUUUAUGUAAUGAUUUUUACAUUUCAAUGAUAUGUUUAGCACGUUAUAAUGAUACCGAAUUAUUUGCUGAAACUAGUCAAAAAUGCUCAGAAGUAUUGUCAUUUCUACCAGAGUCUGAUGAAUGUUAUCAAUAUGUAAAAAAACUUGAAAAUAUUGAUGUUAGUAUGCUAUCAAUGAAAAUUCAAAGUGAAACGUGGCCUGGAUGUCUCAUACCCUAUUGGUUAGAAGUGAAAUUGGUUGGAAAUCCAGCCACUUCAACAUUAACCUUGGUUGAACAACUUAGGCUAUUUCAAAAAUUGAAAGGUUAUAAUGAUGCAAGACUUUUCGGAGAGCUUAUAAGAGGAAGCCUAUUAGCACUCUAUGAUGUGAAUGAGACUCCCCAUGAAAGUCAAUGGGGAGCAUUUGCUUUUCUGAAAGUCCCCAAUAUUUUAUCAGAAUUAGCAAAAAAAUCAGACAGUUGCAGCAUUGUUGAUUCCAUAGAAUUGCUUCUACAACAUACCCCUCUUCUAGAUGCAAUGGAUGCUAAUAGUUCUUGUUCAAGCCUAGAAUGUCUUUUGGGUGAACUUGCUAAAGUUAGAUUAUUAACUGAUAUACAAGUGAAACAUCUUCUGGAAAAAAGAAAAAUGCCUAAGCAGAUAAAAUUAGAUAAUGGAAAUGGAACAGCUGGUAUUCCAAAAGUAAUAAUUUGUGCUGAACCAACACUAAAUGGAAUACUGAAAACUUUAUCUACAGACUAUCAUAAGGAUGCACUUCUGGGAAUGUUACAUCAAGUUUUAGCUGGUAAAAGUUUUGAGCUAAUCUUGGCUGUAGCUACAGUUCAAGGCCAGUUGGGAACUUUGGUCAGCAGGCUUAUACGUUUCAAUGAGUGCUCAAAAUCGGGAGGGGAUAAAAACAAAGCUCAAUUAUUCGAUAUCAGUUUUUUGAUGCUUGUUGCUAUUGUUCAAAAUUUCGGUGCCAAUACAGUAUUUGAUGUCGAUGGAAACACCCUAGUUGAACAAUGGGUUAAAUCUUGCAUGGUCGAAAGAAAUAAGCCCAAAGCUCCAGAACAGCUGUUGAGAUUAGGAGAUCCUGCUAUGAUAGAAUCACUUUUGCAACAAUUCAAUGCGGGAGACACAGAGAUGGAGGUCAACGUAAAAUGGCAAGAUGUUCUUUUCAAUAUUCCAGGUGUAAUGCAUGAAGUAUUAGUUGCUUGGGAGCAAGGAGCAUUGGCAGCAUCAGACGUGAAACGUAUUCUCGAUGCUUUAAGGGGGCGUAUGUGUUGUUUGCCUCUUGCAGCAGCCGCAUGGCUUUGUGCUUAUAUGCGAACUGCUCAACAAGACACGGUGCUGAAACCAAUUAAUAUGGUUCAGCAAUUGCUCACGCCUCCUACCACAGACGAAGAGAAUUUGGGACAUCGAUGGCAGCUCACUUGUGAAAUAAUACGAAAAAUGCAGGCAGACGUACAGUUACCUUUACAAGCGAAGAGCAGCCAUCAUCUUGUUUCGAGGCAGCCUGCAGUUCAACAGCUUCAUCAAUUGUGGACAAAAGCUAUAACAAGAGGAUGGUUGGAUCAUACAUCAGCUAGAGCUGUCCAUUGCCUAUUGGAAACAGCAGGUUCUACUUGGUUGGUACCUUCUGUGGUGCACGAAUUGUGUAAGCUCCGCUACAGAGACCAACUGGCAAAAGGGGUGGAUUUGGCACUUGCAAUAUUCCACGUCGAUAUCGUCAGCUGUACAUACGAGUUAUUAGCCUAUGUGCUACCACAGCUGAUAUAUAAUACUUUGCAAGCUGAUUUGCUGAAGGAACCUCAGAUGCCAUCAUUGGCUCGUUUGACAAGCUAUUGCAUUUAUACUGCAUAUGAUGCAUUAUCUGGGAUGUGUGAUGAACCCUCUGCGAAAAAAAUGUGCCUGGAAGGAUCACAAGAAAUAACAACAGAACAUCUUAUGAAUAAGUUCCGCCAACUCUUUAUAAUGUUUGAUGGUGGCAUUCAAGAGGGUCUGAUAACUCAGCAAACAUAUUUUGCAUUCCACUUGAUUCAAUCUCUAGUUGAAGUUAGCAGUCCAUCCUCCAGUGCUAUUUUGUCUGCAAUUCCUCAUGCUCUAAUAUCAGAUUUGCUUAGAACCUUACCUGAAGAAUUUAGUUAUUCGUUAUUGUUGAAUCUCCAUGAUGUGAGGACUCCCGGUGGUAAAAUUAAUAUGGCUAGAGACUUAUGUAUCUUGAGGAAUCAUUAUUUGAAAAGUAUUCCAUCCACUAAUACUUUCUAAGAUAUUAAGUGCUAGUUUUUAGAGACUUACAUUGAAGGGAAUCGACAGUAAUGUGUAAUUAUUAUAAUUUGUAUAUAUAGACA